UAUUUGCCUUUGCAGUAUGGAUUUAUCAAUACGUGCCUGAAGUCUUUGGUGGUUGAAAAGUACGGUGAAGAAACAUGGGAAAAAUUAAGACUGCAGGCUGGUGUCCAGGAUUCAUUCUUGACUUUCGAGGUUUACAAAGAUGAGAUCACAAUGCAGCUUGUCGACAAAGCCUGCAAAAUAUUGGGUGUUCCUGCUGAUACAGUUCUGAGAGAGUUUGGAGAGUAUUUCUUUGAAUUCUGUAAACGCUCAGGCUAUGACCACAUGCUGAGGACACUGGGUGGAAAUCUCUAUGAGUUCAUAGAGAACCUGGAUGCAUUGCACAGCUACCUGUCCCUUUCUUACCAGGAGAUGAAUGCACCAUCUUUUAGAGUAGAAAAGAAUGAAGACGGGUCAAUGCAUUUACACUACUAUUCAGACAGAAGAGGUCUGUGCCAUAUUGUGCCAGGAAUCAUCAGUGCGGCAGCCCUGGAUUUUUUUAACAUUGAGAUUUCAAUGGAAAUAGUCAAUCAAACAGAAGAAGAAGAAAGAACUGGGAAAAAAGAACAUAUUGUUUUUCUUGUCACUCAAACCCCUGUGUUUUCAUACAAGGAAAGAAAUGAAUUUUCUUCCUCACCUCAGAAUCUGGCUGACUCUGAAAAACAAAUUGAGAACCAACUGAAUAAAGAGGACCUUGAAAAAAGCAAGAAUACAAUUAGAGACAGAGGAAGCUCUGUUUGUCCUGCCAAGAAAAGCCACUGGAAAACAAUAAGAGGAAUAAUCACGUUAGGAAAAGGUAAGCUCCUGAGAGGAUUUGAUCCUGUUUACCCCAAGAGCCUCUGGAUUGACACAAAAACAUUUUGCAAUGGACUUCCUUUUCAUAUGGUUUUUGACAAAGAGCUCAGAGUGAAGCAAGCUGGGGUGAGCAUUCAGAAGAUUGUACCUGGCCUCCAGACCAUGGGCAUCUGCUUGGAUCACUAUUUCAGUAUCGUUCACCCAGAAGUACCCUUCACCAUCUCUAGCAUUCAGAAAUUCAUCAACAGCCAAUUUGUUUUCCAGACUAGAAGAGAGAUGAUGCCAGAGUCAUGGAAACACCGGCCAAUGCUAGAGCUGAGAGGGCAGAUGAUCUGGAUGGAGUCCCUGCAGUGCAUGCUCUAUCUCUGCUCACCUUUGCUUCGCACUUUGCAUGAACUGGAGGAGCGACAGAUGCAUAUCGCAGACAUUGCACCUCACGACGUGACCAGGGAUUUGAUUCUUCUCAAUCAGCAGCGACUGGCAGAGAUGGAGCUCUCUAACCAGCUGGAGAGGAAGAAGGAAGAACUGCGGAUAUUGUCGAAGCACCUGGAGGAAGAGAAGAAGAAGACUGAAGCUCUGCUCUACGCCAUGCUUCCUCAGCAUGUGGCCAACCAGCUGAAAGAGGGGAAGCAAGUUGAGGCAGGAGAGUUCAAGGAGUGCACUAUAUUGUUCAGCGAUGUUGUGACCUUUACCAACAUUUGUGCCCAAUGUGAGCCUAUUCAGAUAGUUCUCAUGUUAAAUUCAAUGUACCUGCAAUUUGACAGACUGACCACGGUGCAUGAUGUGUACAAGGUGGAGACAAUUGGAGAUGCCUAUAUGGUAGUAGGUGGGGUCCCUGUGCCUGUACCCACUCAUGCUGAGCGAGUUGCUAACUUUGCCUUGGGGAUGAUAAUAGCAGCUACAGGAGUACAGAACCCAGUUUCUGGAAAUCCUAUCCAAAUUAGAGUUGGGAUCCAUACAGGUCCUGUCUUGGCUGGAGUUGUUGGAGAAAAGAUGCCUCGUUAUUGCUUGUUUGGAGACACGGUGAAUAUAGCUUCCCGAAUGGAAAGUCAUGGUGUCCCGAGUAAAAUUCAUCUAAGCUCCAGUACCUAUCAAUGCCUAAAAUACAAGAAUUUUGAGAUGACUGAAAGAGGAGAAAUAGAAGUAAAAGGCAAAGGGAAAAUGCACACAUACUUCCUCAUUAGAAAUAAAACUGCAACUGAGAAUGAGAUUAUGGGAAGGCCAAUGAAAGACUUAGAUUCUGGCCAUGAAUCUGGUCAGUCCUUUCAAGAAGGCAGGACUGAAACAAUACCAAGUUGUCAUCAGCCAGUUACUCAGACUCAGCCAGAGAAGGACCAGACCCCAGCCAUUGCAAUGAAGUAUAUUGAUGGCCCUGCAGAUGCACAAAACAGCCCCAAAAGAAGAAAUCAAGCAAAAAUUGCAGAUUUAACAGGCAAAACUUGUGAUUCCAAAAGCGAUGGGAGUCUCCGUGGCAACCAGCACGCAGACGAUGGUCCUUGUCCUCUAAACCGUGGAAGAGUCAAACCUGCUACUGAAGAGCCACAGAUUAGAAACAUUCGCUCUAAUUUUUGCACUUUACUCUAA
Messenger RNA from Haliaeetus leucocephalus (bald eagle), 2355 nucleotides. Its product is annotated as guanylate cyclase soluble subunit beta-2-like. The transcript has 15 exons. Gene Ontology annotation, molecular function: heme binding; guanylate cyclase activity. Gene Ontology annotation, biological process: cGMP biosynthetic process; response to oxygen levels. The record is from RefSeq and is a predicted model, not a curated record. Gene Ontology annotation, cellular component: guanylate cyclase complex, soluble. NCBI's taxonomy places the organism in Eukaryota, Metazoa, Chordata, Aves, Accipitriformes, Accipitridae. Bases 151 to 2355 code for a protein of 734 amino acids.